Molecule: messenger RNA, 2172 nt
Organism: Anopheles darlingi
Lineage: Eukaryota; Metazoa; Arthropoda; Insecta; Diptera; Culicidae
Exons: 3
Coding region: 382-1362 (326 amino acids)
Source: RefSeq, a predicted model, not a curated record
UUGGUUAGGAAUCACUAAAAGUGGGAGUUUUUAACUUUUUUGAACAUUUCGAGAAAUUUCGUGAUCAAAUCGGUCGUGAUUUCGUGUUCGAAGAACAAAUUCGAGUGGUUCCCCAACUCCCACCGAGCGGGCCGGGAAAGUAGAAAACCGUGAAAAACUGCAGCCUGAGUUGGAAGUUCCGGACGUUCUAGGAGUGCAAAACAAAUCUGGGGAUGGCCCGCCUGGCCGGAAGUAGGUUUAUCGAACCAACAACAGCUGCAGUUCGUAUGUUACGUUAAGAUUGUUUUUCCGUUUUCCAAACAGUAAACUUCUUCUCCCGGCCGUAGUUCCAGUGUGGUUCCCGGAUCUCCCAGCUCAGCCGACGAAGGGCGCACCUGGAUCAUGGACCGUGUGAAGCUGUGCGACCAGAUCCUGCUGCAGAAGCUGCACCUGCUGAGCAAUGAGGUGCUUCGGACGAACCGGGGCAUCACCGAGCGGGACAUGGAGGAAGCCUUUAAACAGUCCAUCGGUUACCGGCCGCCCCGCUUCUUCCCUCCGAACGACGGUACGCUGGCGAUCAUUUACAGUGCGCUAUUCGUGGUGGCACUCUUCAUCGUGACGCCGUUUCUGGCCGGAUUCCUGGAGCUGGCGCUCGGUAUGCGCUGUAUCGUGCCAAACAACUACCUGAUCUGGGAGGCGACGCGCCCCGUCUCGAACUGUGACUUCUGCCGUGGGAUCGAUCGACCGAUCAUUCUGCAGAAUCUGACACGCGACGAGUUCCAACCGUACGCCUACUCCUCUCGACCUAUCAUCAUCAAGCGAGCGGUCUCGCACUGGCCAGCCGUCCGGCUGUUGAACUACACCUUCCUGAAGGAUCUCUACCUGAGGCACCCGGCCGCACUCGAUAGCCUGCAUGAGGACUGCCAGUUUCUACACUUCAAAUCCAACUUCCAGACGCUCCGGGACGUGUUCCGGAUGUCGGACGAGCGGGCCGAGUUUCGGGCCGGCCAGCAACCGUGGUACGUUGGGUGGAGCAACUGCAAUCCGAGUGUGCUCACCGAACUGCGGAAGCUCUACCCGAAGCCCCACUUUCUGCCGGAUGAUGCCGAAAUGCCCAACACAGAUUUUGUGUUUCUUGGUUACGAACAGGGUGCUGUGAUGCAUAUCGAUUACAUACCGCGGCUCAUGUGGCAGGCUCAGUUGCGUGGCAACAAGAGCUGGAUUCUUGCGCCAACACCGGAAUGUGACGCGGUUUGCCGUAGUUUCAGCUUCUACGUAGAACCGGGCGAUGCACUGCUGGUUGAUACGCGCCUCUGGUAUCACGGUACGUUCAUCCACUCCAAGGGCGAGUUCUCACUCACCAUACAGUCGGAGUACGGUUAGAAUGGUGUCUACGGUAUGCGGGUUAACUGAGUAAUUUUCGUUCGUUCGUUCGUGCUUUGGCCAGUGAAAUCCAGCGAACUUCCCAAAGUUUGUGUGUAUAAAAGUGUAUCUAUCGCGUGUGUGUGUGUAUGUGUGUUUUUUGAGUGUGCGAGAGUGCGAGUGCAUGUCUUAGUUCUUAACUUAUUCCGUUGUUUUGUUGUUUUAGUUUACUGUUUUCAAGCUUCGAGAGACUGGUCUUUUUAUAUUUCUUUAUGUGCAAAUUUGAUAUUCGUUUUAACUAGUGCCAUUUUCUUUAUUAAAACUUAUUUAUUGUGAAAAAGAUAACAUAUAACGCCAACCCCUAUCGCGAACACAGUGUAUCGUGCAACACGAUCAUGUAUUCUCCACUUUCUUUUCCUUCAAUAGAGGGUCGCGCUUUUGUACUGAUUUGUUUUGUGUGCUGUUUGAUUCUCAUGCGUAGCCGCAACCGCGAAAAAAACGUUUUCUUAGUUUUCUUAAACUCUUAGUAUUCGACAUUUUUCGGUAUUUUCAUAUAUUUUUUGGUUAUUCAAUCAGCGCUUACCCAGUUGCUGGGUGGCAACACUUCAAAGGUCACUUAGAGAAAAGCAAAAAUGCUAAAAUAUAAAAAACUAAAAGCCUGACAGGCCGAAGAGAUGGUGAAGAGAUAGUAUAUGAUAAUGUGAGGAAAAGAAAAUCAAUUAUUUACAAAGGAACAAACCAAAACGCGAGCCCUCUGGCCGCUGCACGGGCUAUAGAUAAUUAGAAAUAAAACGAAAGCCUAACGAUAAAAUUCUGUUCCUUUCGAGAAUU